AUGAAUGUCAUCGGUGUGCUGUUCAUUUGCGCUGCAUGUAUAACAGUAUCGGUAUGCGUUCUGGAUCAGUGCAUGGAGCGGUACAAAGUAUGCUCAGUGAAGGAUCGCUUUACACUGCAGAGAAUUUGUAGGAGAAGUGGUGGGGUACUUAAACAUGCCCUUAAGUACGCCGGAAAAGGUGAAUUAUUUGAAUUUAAUAUCACUAUGCGACGUGAAAUGAAUGCACUAACUGGCGUUUUCACAUCUAGAAGAUGCCUUACAAUUUUCUGGCGAAAAGUAAUUUUUGAGAAAUUUACGAAGAUCACUACGGUGGGAAACAGCCGCAAUGAAUUAUUUUCCAUAAAUAUAGGUUUUUCAGAAAUAAUCUCAGACUGCUGUCGACCAGGCGGCUGCACCAGACAAUAUUUAUGCGAUUUUUGUGAGAAUUCUUGUUGCCAAAUAGCAAUUGAUACGAUCACGACGGAUUAA
This is a messenger RNA of Gongylonema pulchrum, 468 nucleotides long. NCBI's taxonomy places the organism in Eukaryota, Metazoa, Nematoda, Chromadorea, Rhabditida, Gongylonematidae. The record is from the annotation of a GenBank genome assembly.